Molecule: messenger RNA, 2098 nt
Organism: Oncorhynchus mykiss (rainbow trout)
Lineage: Eukaryota; Metazoa; Chordata; Actinopteri; Salmoniformes; Salmonidae
Product: syntaxin-7
Biological process (GO): vesicle-mediated transport; vesicle fusion; intracellular protein transport
Cellular component (GO): synaptic vesicle; membrane; SNARE complex
Molecular function (GO): SNAP receptor activity; SNARE binding
Source: RefSeq, a predicted model, not a curated record
GCGAAGUAAAUCCUCUCACUUCACCUCUUGCACUAUGAUUUGAUCUUUGCUGUAAAGCGGCUUAGAGUGGAUCAUGUGACUAGAAAAACAUGACACACCGAUCAGGAAGCAGAGUGUAGGCCGAGCAGACUGUCAAGACAGAACUCAUUAAGGUAUUGGGGAGACUCCCAAUGUGUCAACGAUGGCCUACCAGUACGGAAAAGUGCAGGACCCAAAUGUGCUUACUCAGACGAUAAUCUCCAACAUCCAAAAGAUCGCACAACAAACAUCUGAAAUACAGAGUAUUGUGGAUAAGUUGGGAACCCCACAAGAUACAACUGAGCUCAGACAGCAGCUGCAGCAGAAACAACAGAAUGUCAACCACCUUGCCAAAGAAACAGACCGAAGUGUGAAGCAAUUUGGCUCUUUGCCUGUCACAACUGAACAGCGCCAGAGAAAGAUCCAGAAAGACCGAUUUAUCAAUGACUUCUCCAAUGCACUGGCCAAUUUCCAAAAGACACAGAGGCAGGCUGCUCAGAAAGAGAAGGCGUUUGUUGCCAGAGUCCGUGCUGAGUCCAGAGUGUCGGGUGGCUAUCCUGACGAGAGCUUUGGAGGAAAUGGAAACGUCUUUGAAAGUGGGGGGCAGGCCCAGGUCCAGUCACAGUCCCAGGAGGUGGCCAUCACUGAAGAGGACCUGCAGCUCAUCCAGGAGAGAGAGACUUCCAUCAGACAGCUAGAGUCUGAUAUUACAGACAUAAAUGAAAUAUUUAAGGACUUGGGCAUGAUGGUCCAUGAGCAAGGGGAUGUGAUCGACAGUAUAGAGGCCAAUGUGGAAACUGCUGACCUUCAUGUUCAGAAUGCCACCCAGCAGUUAGCACAGGCUGCAGACUAUCAGCGCAAAUCUAGGAAGAAGAUCUGCAUUCUCAUUGUCGUUCUGGCGGUUCUUGCUGUUGUCAUUGGUUUAAUCAUCUGGGCAUCAGUCAAAGGAUGAUGAUGCUUUUCAUAUACUCUUUGGUCCUGGCAUUUUAUUGAUUAUUUAGGACUAAGUUUGAGUUACAAAUCUCAUGGCCAUAAUACUAUAGUAAGAAGAAUACACACAGCAUAAACCUGGAAUAGGCUUGUGUGAUACAGUACCUGCUAAUUAUUAUGGACUGGAGCCUAGUCUAUGCACCAGAGGCCAAGAAUUGUGCAAUGCUAAGUAAUAUCUUGCAUCACUUUUGCUGUCAAGUUCCUCAGUGCUGGCUUAUUCUUCUCUUCAAGCCUUUAUUUUCUAUGAAGCAAUUUAUGCAUUUUUAUUUAAUCUCACAAAGAUUCUCACUGUAUAAAUAAAUAUGUACAGUGCCUUCAGAAAGUUUUUUCUCACCCACCUACACACCAUAUCUAGUAAUGACAAAGUGAAAACAUGAUUUUGACAAUGAAAUGCUGAAAUAUCACAUUUUCACAAGUAUUCACACCCCUUAAUCAAUACAUAUUUUGAAUGACCUUUGGCAGCGAUUACAGCUGUGAGUCUUUAUGGGUAAGUCUCUAAGAGCUCUGCACACCUGGAUUGUGCAAUAUUUGCAAAUUAUUAUUUUUACAAUUCUUCAAGCUCUGUCAAGUUGGUUGGUGAUCAUUGCUAGACAGCCAUUUUCUUGCCAUAGACAACUUAAUUGACAACUGCAACUAGGCCACUCAGGAACAUUCAAUGUCCUAGUGUCUGUUGGAAAGCAGACUGAACCAGGUUUCCUCUAGGAUUUUGCCUGUGCUUAGCUCCAUUCUGAUGUAUUUUUAUCCUUAACUCCGUAUUCCUUGCCGAUGAUGAGCAUAACAUGAUGCAACGUUUUCUGCAGUUUUACUUUAGUGCCUUGUUGCAAACAUGAUGCAAGUCUUGGAAUAUGUGUAUUCUGUACAGGAUUCCUUCAUUGAGGUUAGUAUUUUGGAGUAACUACAAUGUUGUUGAUCCAUCUUCAGUUUUCUCCUGCCACAGCCAUUAAACUCUAUAACAGUUUUAAAGUCACCAUUGGCUCCAUGGUGAAAUCUCUGAGCGGUUUCUUUCCUCUCUGACACCUGUAUCUUUGUAGUGACUGGGUGUAUUGCAACACCAUCCCAAAGUAUAAUUAAUCAAAUCACCAUGCUCAAA